Eucalyptus grandis is the source of this 2266-nucleotide messenger RNA. RefSeq names its product RNA polymerase sigma factor sigB. Bases 182 to 1987 code for a protein of 601 amino acids. Gene Ontology annotation, biological process: regulation of DNA-templated transcription; DNA-templated transcription initiation. The transcript is spliced from 7 exons. Lineage: Eukaryota; Viridiplantae; Streptophyta; Magnoliopsida; Myrtales; Myrtaceae. The record is from RefSeq and is a predicted model, not a curated record. Gene Ontology annotation, molecular function: DNA-binding transcription factor activity.
UCGCGCAGCACUCCUCCUCCUCCCCCUUAUCUUCUUCCUCCCUCCUUAUCUGUUUUGUCCAUCACAUACACCCCGUUUCGCUCUCCUUCCCCCCUCUCCCUUUCCAGAGCUUCUCCUCCCGACUACCCAUUUGGACAUUGCCUCCCUCCCUUCUCUCCUCGUUCGUCCAAAUGAGGAGCGAAUGAGACCCACCCAUCUGGGAUUGAAUGAGGAUUUGCGGAAUCUCGGGGGAAGUGCAGAGGAUGUCUUCGUGCCUGCUCCCGCAGUUCAAGUGCCAGCCGGACACCUUCUCCAUUCAGUUCAGGACGCACGCCCAAAUUGUUUUGCAGAGAAAAAUAGAGAGACUACUUAUUUCCGAGCACAAUGUCUAUUGUCCGCCACGUCUCCAUCGACAUUGUCAUCAGCUGCAACAGCUGUCGUCCUUGACAUGGAAAAACUGAGAUUGCCUUCUUUAGAAGUUCUUACAGAUUCACCAACUUCAAACAGGCCUUGGACAUAUACAGGGGCAGUUGGUCCACCUGCAGAGGUAAAUCUUGGUGCAACUUUAGCUACAGAAACACUUUUAACAAGUGAUGAGGCAGUAAUAGCUGCAGCUGCUUCUGAAGCGGUUACUCUUGCAAAGGCAGCUUUGAAAUCUGCAAAACAUGCGGCACUUAUGAUCAGGAAUGAAAGUUCUUCAAAUAUUGAUAAUAAGCUUGAACUUUCAUCCAGAACAAGUACUUCUCUUUCAAAGCAUGCUGAACUGUUGGAGCUAGAACAUUCCAACAUUUUGACAGAAUUGAUGGAACCUGAGGGUGGGCUAAGGGAAGGAAAUGUCAUGCAGUACUCAACAGACAAAUCUGAAGAUCUGGAGCCAACCCAUGAAGAGCUACAACUUCUGCAAGUACAGCUCUUCAAAAGCAUAGCUGUAAGAUCACGGCGGCAAACGGAAAGGAAAGAAAUAAGAGAAAGAGCAGCGGAAAAAGCAGCUGCUAAUGUAGUUUCUGUGAAGUCGGGGUCUCUUAGUAAGAAGAAACGUGCAGCUUUACAAGAAGUAGAUUACUCUGAUCCGUUGCGCUACUUGAGAGGAACCACUAGCAGUUCCAGGCUUCUUACUGCCACAGAAGAAACGGAAUUGUCAGAAGGAAUACAGGAUUUAUUGAAGCUGGAAAGACUCCAGGUGGAGCUAACCGAGCGAUGCGGAGGUGAGCCAGCCUUCGCACAAUGGGCAGCUGCUGCAGGAGUUGAUCAGAAGACUCUAAGGAAGCGUUUGAACUAUGGAAGACUUUGUAAAGACAAAAUGAUCAAAAGCAACAUAAGGCUUGUUAUAUCCAUUGCAAAAAAUUAUCAGGGAGCUGGAAUGAAUCUUCAAGAUCUUGUGCAGGAAGGAUGUCGUGGUUUGGUAAGAGGUUGUGAGAAGUUUGAUGCUUCAAAGGGGUUCAAGUUUUCUACAUAUGCUCAUUGGUGGAUAAAGCAGGCAGUUCGAAAGUCUCUUUCUGAUCAGUCCAGGACAAUUCGUUUACCAUUCCACAUGGUUGAGGCAACAUAUAGAGUGAAGGAGGCAAGGAAGCAAUUGUACAGCGAAAAUGGAAGACAACCGGACAACGAGGAAGUAGCAGAGGCGACGGGGCUAUCAAUGAAGAGGCUUAACGCUGUUCUCAUGACACCUAAAGCUCCAAGAUCUCUUGACCAAAAGAUUGGAAUCAAUCAAAAUCUCAAACCUUCCGAAGUGAUAGCCGAUCCCAAUGCAGAAACGUCUGAAGAUGUGCUGUUAAAGCAGUUUAUGAGGCAGGACCUGGAGAAGGUACUGGACACCCUCAACCCGCGAGAGAAGCAAGUGGUGAGGUGGAGGUUCGGCCUCGAAGACGGGAGGAUGAAGACGCUGCAAGAAAUCGGGGAGCUCAUGGGCGUGAGCAGGGAAAGGAUAAGGCAAAUCGAGUCGUGCGCGUUUCGCAAGCUCAAGAACAAGAAGAGAACUAAACAUUUGCAACAGUAUGUGCUCGCAUAGGCCGAGCAUCGGGCUUCUCAAAGUCUGUGCUCUCUCGUUUUACUUUCUUUCCUGUCCAUAUCUUUCUCAUUUUGAUUUUCGGCUAUAUAUCACAUAUUUUCUUCUUCUUGGCUGCUAUACCAACGGUGAAUCUGUCAGAAUGCACCAUACUUAAAAUUGUUGUAGGAACACAAAUUCUUAGGUGAGGAAAUUUUUUGGUACAUUUUGAUGAUUGUGUCAUGUUUAUAUCUUCCAAGAGGAGGAGAAACGAAGUCACAAGUCAUCCCCCUGUUCUGAUGA